AUGGAUCCAACAUCCACCCCGCAACUUCCAAGUCGCUUCAAAAUGGGUGCUACUGACCCAAUCCCCUCAUCGUCUCCUGCUUUUGCAACUCCAGCUCGACCAUUCAAAAUACAAAAGGGCCAUGCACCUCCCACAAAGGCGUCCAUACUGACAAUCCUUUUACCACCUUCGACCUUACGGCCCGUGGCUUUCCGGACAUUUACUCGCAAACAUAACCUGACAAUCUCUUCAUCCGCAUUGCAGACACUAUCAGUCUUCGUGGGUAAGAAUUGUGGCUCGGGAUGGCGAGAAGAAGGGCUAGCAGAAAGAGUCCUGGAUGAAGUCGCUAAAAUCUGGAAGAGAGCUGGUGGAGGCGUCAUUGUCGAAGAAGGGAAAGGAGCGUCGCUGAAUACCAUUUUACAGACCCUGGAGGGUAGUAUGAGUGGUGGGCGAAUUGUCACUGCAAAAGCCAGCUCCCAAGAUGGAUCGGCGAAGGCCAGUUCUGGUGGAGAUGUUGGCCGAAUUGAACCUAGUCACGACAGGUCCUUUGCAACAAGAGGGGCAUCGGAAGAGGAUGAUUCAAAACUCUCGUUUCAUCCUCGUCACUGGCUCAAAGUCAUCGACGCAUUCGACCUUCCUCAUUUGACAUAUAACGUCGACAAGAAAUACUUUGAGGUGAUCAAAUCAAAACCGACCCUUUUUCCGUCUCCCUCGCACCAGACGACAUUGUUCAGAGAUCGCUUCAACUUGGUGUACCAACGGCUUCUACGCAAUGAGUCUUUUCAGAGUUCUCUGGGUGCAAUGGGAGUGCCAUCGUUGCAACGAUCUUCAUCAAAUCUUGCGAUCCAACAGUCCUAUAAAUUGACGCCGAUCGCAAAUCUACUGGGCCGAAGCGGGACUUCCCACCUUAUCCUGGGUCUCCUUACUAUUUCACCAACUGGGGAUCUCGCCCUUGUGGAUCUUACAGGUAGCGUGGAAUUGGAUCUGAGCCACGCGCGCAUGAUUCCCGAGGACGGAGCAUGGUUCGCACCAGGCAUGAUUGUGCUUGUGGAUGGGAUCUACGAAGAAGAAGAUAUGGUCAUGGGAUCAGCCCUGGGCGGAAAUUCGGGUAUUGGAGGAGCUAUAGGAGGUCAUUUCGUUGGUGUAUCAAUAUGUGGACCUCCUUGUGAGCGGAGGGAUAUCUCGCUAGGGACGAGUAAUCGUCAGGGUAGCGGUGAGUCGGCCUCCAGCGGUGGAUUUGGCUGGGUUGAUUUCCUGGGAGUCGGUAGUGAGCGUGCCCAGGGCGCCCGCAUGAGGAGGAUUCAAGAAAAAUGCUUGCGAGGAGAGCCGGAGGCGAUGGAAGCUCCAGCUCGUGUCAAGGUGGCAGUGAUGAGUGAGGUCAAUCUCGACAAUAUGAGAACUCUGGACGCCUUGCGAAAGGUUUUCAGUUUGUACAACUACCUUGCCCUUGCUGAACGUCCUGAAACAUUCAUCUUGAUGGGCAACUUUGUGCAAAAAGCGACUAUCAAUGGAAGUGGCCGAGCUGGAAGUAUUGAAUAUAAGGAGUAUUUUGAUUCACUCGCGGUGGUUCUAUCCGAAUUCCCUGCAUUAUUACAGCAUUCAACUUUUGUUUUCGUCCCAGGUGACAACGACCCAUGGGCAUCGGCAUUCUCAGCCGGUGCCUCUUCAACUAUACCGCGACAGCCAAUUCCUGAGCUUUUUACAUCCAGAAUUCGACGUGCUUUCGCCACGGCAAACUCCGAAAUUGAUCGAUCUAAAACAUCAGAUCCGCCAGGAGAAGCCAUUUGGACUUCGAACCCGGCACGUUUAUCAUGGUUUGGACCUAUUCAUGAUAUUGCUAUAUUUCGCGACGACGUUUCCGGUAGAUUGCGGCGCACAGCUAUCGACACUCAGACUGAGAGUGAUGAGCCUGAUACUAUUUCAAAUGAGGCUUUAGAUGGCGCAACGACCAAAGCUGUUUCAGUGGCACCGGUGCGAGCAGACCAGGCUAAUGGAGCUAAAGCAAACACUGUAUCGUCUGCAGCGUUGAUGGGCCGUAGACUGGUCAAAACUCUUCUAGACCAAGGAACGGUUGCCCCAUUUCCAAUGUCGGUGCGGCCUGUUCUAUGGGAUCACGCCUCAGCUGUGCAGCUAUACCCAUUGCCAACAGCCCUUAUUCUGGCAGACUCCGAGGCUGCACCCUUCUGCAUGACUUAUGAGGGUUGCCAUGUCAUGAAUCCUGGUCGAUUGUUGCCUGAUGGUGGGGUGCCGGUAGUGAGAUGGGUUGAGUAUGACCUGGUGCGAAAUCGAGGCAAGGUGAAAGAAGAGCGAUAUUGA
This is a messenger RNA of Penicillium taxi, 2295 nucleotides long. RefSeq names its product DNA polymerase epsilon noncatalytic subunit. The coding region runs from base 1 to 2295 and encodes 764 amino acids. Gene Ontology annotation, cellular component: epsilon DNA polymerase complex. Gene Ontology annotation, molecular function: DNA binding. Gene Ontology annotation, biological process: DNA-templated DNA replication; error-prone translesion synthesis. The transcript has a single exon. The record is from RefSeq and is a predicted model, not a curated record. NCBI's taxonomy places the organism in Eukaryota, Fungi, Ascomycota, Eurotiomycetes, Eurotiales, Aspergillaceae.